AUGGCAAACACUGAACAUUUUGAAUAUGUUCAAUCAAUUAUAAAACAAGAAACUAUUCUAAUGCAAAGAUGUCUAAAAAGAAAUGAAAUUAUCAAAUCUUUUAAACAUGCAACAAAUUUUUUAUUAUUUUUAAGAAAUUCAGUCUGGUCAUUAGAACAAUAUUAUAAAAUUCAAUCCUUAUGUAUCGAGUCAUUGUCACCUCUUUCUAAAUAUUUAUUAUUGAAAAAUAAAACUAUGGAUUUAGAUUUGGUAGAGGUCUAUGACUAUACUCAAUACAUUGGUAAUGUAAUACCAAGACUUUAUUUAAUGAUUACUGUCGGUAUUUGUCUUUUACAAUGUAAAGAUGUGCCAUAUUAUGAAAUCUUGAAAGAUUUAACCGAAAUGACAAGAUGUGAGCAACAUCCAAUAAGAGGUCUAUUUGUAAGAUAUUACCUAUAUAAUGGUACAAAAAAUCAAUUGAUCAAAUCCCAUUAUAUUAUUGAAAAUUGUUCAUUUAUUUUAUCAAAUUUUGAAGAAAUGAAUAAACUCUGGGUUAGGUUACAACAUAUUGGCUCAUUUGAUGAAAAACGAUUAAGAUUAAAGCAAAGAAAUCAAUUAAAAAUAAUGGUAUCUUCACAAUUGGUUGAAAUUAAAGCAAUUUUAAUUGAUCAGCAUAUUGAUAAUGAUGAUGAAACCAAUAAGGAAAAACUAAACAAAAGUCUAGAUAUUUAUAAGAAGACUGUAUUACCAAGAAUUCUAAACAAUAUCAUUCAAUCUCAUGAUCCAUUUUCUCAGGAGUAUUUAUUUGAAGCAUUAUUUCAAAUUUUUCCCUCAAAUUAUCAUAGGUCUACUUUAGAAUCAUUAUUAAGUUCAACUUUGAACUUGUUACCAUCAACACCUAUUGGAAGAAUUGUUUCAAAAUUGAUUGUCACUCUAAAUCUACAAGGGAAUGGUGCCAAACCUCAAGAAAAUGAAUGUAUUACUAAAGGCCUUGAAAAAGUUUCUAUUGAAGAAAAAUCAAAAAAGAGUAUCGCAAAAGAUACUAAUAUUCUUUCUGAUUCUGAUGGGCAAGAAAUUUUCCAAAUAUUUUGGAGUUAUUUGCAUACCAUUAAUGAAAAAGAAUUAAAUAUCUCUUUACACCAAUAUAUUACACUUUUAGAAAGUAUUAUACAGUUAGUUGUGACUUCAUUACCAAAUAAAUUGAAGAAUUUAUCCACUCUUUUCAAAAUUUUUGUCAUGAUUUUCAGUGGAGAUAUUUUGGUGAAAGAUGAUAAAAAUGUUAUUAAAAAUGAUGUAAUUUCUUUGUUAGCAUUUGAAAAUAUUAAAUUCUCAUCAUUAAGUGAAAAAAGUUCACUGAUUAUAAAUCUACUAAUCUAUUCAGAUCCAUAUAGGACAAUCAUAACCAAUAGUGUAGAUGAUGGCAAUCCUUUAUACAAUAGGCAAUUAUUAAAUCUCUUAUUGUCCAAAAUUGUACUUUCCAAUAACUUCUCCAUAUUUGAUGAACAAUAUAAAACAGAAAAUUCAAACAUUGAUACUUCUCAAAAGUUAGGAGUUAUAUUAACAAUUUUCACACCUUUAUUGAAGGAUUUGCCCAAACCAGAAAUUACUUUAUCUAAAGAUAAAAUAGUAAAGAAAGUUGAACCAGUCAGUUCUAAGCUAAACCAUUUGCCAACGAAUGAACAAGAUCAACAAUCGAAUAAGACUAUUGGUGAACAAUUAAAAGAGUUUGAUCGAACAUCACGUCCAAGUUCUCAAGACGAUUCUAUCAAUCACCGUACUAAUUCUCAUCCACCUAAACAGGAGGUUACACAUUCAUCCACUUUGGGAAAGGACUCAACUUUAAAGUCAUACUCAAAAAACACAAAUGUAACUCAUUUAAAAGACAAUGGACCACACUCCAAAUCUAAUACACAUGCUAACAACAUAGCCAGUUCCCAACAAUUAGUACAAGAUCGUAAAAUCCUUAGAGAUCAAAUGAAUAUCUUACAAUUUCAAAAGCAUAUCUAUUUCAAAAUGGAAGAACAAGAAAAUAUAACGAAAAUGUUUAAUACUCUAAUCCCCAUUGAAGAUUUAUUAAAGAAUCAUGAUGUGGAUGAUAUUGAAAAAAUUCUAAAAUUAAUUUUAACAUUUAGAAAUUGGUACUUUAAAGGAGGAGAGAAUAUUAAAUUUACAUAUCCAAUUCUUAUCACCAAUUUAUGGAGGAUAAUUAGACAAUGUUAUAUCUUGAACUUCGAAACAAUAAAUGAUAAGGAUGAAGAGUCUUCUGCUGAUCCACAAUUUAUUAAAAUAAUUAAUCAAACAUUCAAAUAUACCGCAAGAUUUUUAAAUGAGUUAGCCAAAAUAUCUUUGUCAACUAAUAAUCCGGAAAUUGCAGACUUGUCAUUUAAAUUAAAUUUACAAACUGCAUUAUUAGCAGAUCAGAUGAAAUAUAGUGAAAUUUCAUAUGAUUUCUUAUCUCAAUCGUUCUCUAUCUUUGAAGAGGCGUUAGGUUCAUCGAAGUUAGAAUAUCAAUCUUUAGUUUAUUUAACUCAAACAUUGCAUCGUACAAGAUCGUUAUAUGAGGAGUCACGUUAUGAAUCUUUGAUUAUCAGAUGCACUUUGCAUGCAUCGAAAUUAUUAAAGAAACAAGAACAAUGUAGAGCAUUAUAUUAUUGUUCUCAUUUAUGGUGGCCAACAAAACUGAAUUUUUUCGAUGAGGUACAAGAAUAUGAUAUUGUUAAUCCUGAAAAUAACUUGAAUAAAAAGCGUAUUAUGGAAUGUUUACAACGUUCUUUAAGACUGGCAGAUUCUCUCAUGGAUAACAUUCAAAGUUGUCAGUUAAUGCUUGAGUUAUUAAAUCAAUGUCUUUAUUAUUUCGAAACAGAUGCUCUACAUGAAACCGAAGUUCGUACCAAUUAUAUUAAUGGACUAAUCGAUUUAAUCAAGACAAACGUUCGAGCUCUAGAAAUGGAAAGAAGCUUAGGUGAAAAUGAAACCUCGGCAAAUAAUACUACAAAGGGCCAAACUCAUGACAUUGUUUGUGGUAUUGAUGGGACCGUAAUUGAAAUCUCUCAACAGGAUUUGGCAGCCAUAAAUACUACCCCUACAACCAAUCCUACCUCCUCUCAAGAGAAUAAUCAUGUCCCUAAGGACGUUACAGAGCAUUCUCAGGUGCCAAUAGACGGCUUUAAACGAAUCUGUGCAUAUAUCGCGGGCAAGCGUGCCUAUGAUGGUAGAUACGCCGCAAUAAAAGUUUGA
Messenger RNA from Henningerozyma blattae CBS 6284, 3216 nucleotides. Its product is annotated as vacuolar protein sorting-associated protein 35. Gene Ontology annotation, biological process: intracellular protein transport; retrograde transport, endosome to Golgi. The record is from RefSeq and is a predicted model, not a curated record. The coding region runs from base 1 to 3216 and encodes 1071 amino acids. Gene Ontology annotation, cellular component: retromer complex; late endosome; retromer, cargo-selective complex. NCBI's taxonomy places the organism in Eukaryota, Fungi, Ascomycota, Saccharomycetes, Saccharomycetales, Saccharomycetaceae. The transcript has a single exon.